GCGCGUGCCCGCGGCUGCACGGCGCUAAUGUGGAGACAGUUCAGGCCAAAAGCGAGAAUUAUCAAACCCCUUUGCACGGAGCAGGGAGCCGUCUAUCACCUGGAGAACAUGGACCCGACCUGAGAGACGUGUUUUCACCACAAGCUGUGAGCGAGAGAAGCGGGUUCCGGUGACAGCUCGUCUGUCAGGAAGUUUCACGCACGCAGCUCUGGAGAGUUCCUCCGCUUUGUUUUGGUCGGUGAAAGUUGUGAGAGCACCGGGGGACCACCGUUACAUUCCCGCUAGACCACCGGGGACACCACCGGGGGACCACCGGGACUCCACCGGGACUCCACCGGGACUCCACCGGGACUCCACCGGGACUCCACCGGGACUCCACCGGGACUCCGUGAAGCAGGAGGAAAGUCCGUCCACACUCCAGGGACCCUGUUUAAAGACAGAUUUUCUUCCCGAACAUCGAUGGAGUUUGUCCUACUUGACUGAAAACAUCCAUGGUAUUUGGACCAGAACACAAAAAGGCCUCAAUUAUCCCUCUUUACUGUAGUUUCAUUCCGUUGUGGCUCCGUUGUGUCUCCAUGGGAAUCAGAUGUAUGACUGUCAGACACAGGCCUGUGUUUUUUCUUAUUUAGGCUGUUAUAUCCUGUUUAAUCAUAAAAGUUCAGAUAUUCACAGGAUCUAAUAUUAUCAGAGACCCUGUUGGUGCUGGGGCUAUCCUGGAUUCCGACCUGGCGACCCAGAGAGGAAAACGCUUCAGAGUGAUCAGGAAGAGAGGCCAUUAGAAUCCAAAUCACGGAGAGUGGGCUGUCUCCCCCUCGCAGAUGGAUUUCAUAAAGGCCACACGGUUGUUGUUGCACCUUUUUUGUUAGUUUGUUUUUGUUUUUGUGUGAAUGAAGCGUGGACAUGUGUUGGAGCGGCUGCAGAGGAGCAGAGGUGUGGACCUCCGCAGCUGGAUCGGUCUGAUGUAGCCCCCCCCCGUGAAACCUCUCAUGUGACUCAGUGUGUGUUUACAACCCGGGGACGCGCGUGUUUUUAGUUUUUUUUUCCUGCUCCAACUUGAGAGAGGAGGACGAGCCCCCCUGCUACCUGCACGGAGGGGAGGGGGGGGGGGGUCGAGCCCCUGCCAUGGCGCCCUCACACGCACGCGCACCGGUGUGAGAGGAACCCGAGGACCCCCGGAUGGACGUGACCUACCUGUGCACCACCUACUGCGGCUCGGCUCCACUCGGGACAAGUCCCGCCUCGCCCUGACCCGGGUUGCCAGGGAAACAGGCUGUGGGACAGCAGAGACACGUUUCUGAGGGACUGUUGGGGCCCCAUCGUACACAAACUUUGCCACAAUGAAUGAGAGGCAGGCCCUCCACUCUAUAAUGAAGGACCUGGUUGCCCUCCAGAUGACGAGACGCCAGCCAGUGGUGUCGUACGAAACCAGCAAACCCAAGGUGCCGGCCCAGUCCAACAGACAGGGCGAAGUCAGGAUAAAGUUUGAGUUCUCAGGGGAGAGACGGAUCUUGAUGUUUGGACGGCCAGUGCAGUUCGAAGAAAUCCACCAGAAAGUUAAGACUGUGUUUGGGCAGCAGCUAGAUCUGCAUUACAUGAACAAUGAGUUGUCGAUCCCUCUGCGAGGCCAGGACGACCUGGACAAGGCAGUCGAUCUGCUGGACCGAAGCUCCAACAUGAAGAGCAUCAAGAUCCUGCUGCUCACUCAGGAGCACAGCAACGUCUCCUCCCCCUCUCACCAUGUGCCAUGUAAACAGGUGAGGAUCAAGUCAUCUCAAUCCACUGGAGAUGUUAGCGCGGCGUACCAAUCUGCUGAGCCCAGAGGGCGCCACCUAUCAACCGGUUCUCAGAACACGGGGCGUAGCUCGCCGCCUCCUGGCUAUGUGCCCGAGCGCCAGCAGAGGAUCGCCCGCCAAGGUUCAUACACCAGCAUAAACAGUGAGGGGGAGUUCAUCCCAGAGACCAGCGAUCAGUGUGUGCUGGAUCCCUGGAGCAGUGCAGAAAACUCUGUCUCUGGAAGCUGUCAGUCUCUGGACAGCAACUCAGACAGCCCGUCAUUGAGGAAGUCUCGCAUGCACAGAGCUAAAAGUUACCCUGAUAAUCGUCAGGAGUGCUCAGACAGGGAGAAUCAUGUGUACGACAGGGUAGCUGGAAAGGGUGGCACCUAUCCUCGAAGGUACCACGUCUCCCUGCAUCAUAAGGACCACAGCGAAGGUCGUCGGACGUUUCCGCGGAUUCGCCGUCCCCAGGGGAACCUGUUCACCCUCGUGCCUUCACGUCGGUCACUCAACGGCAGCGAGGAGAGUCUGGGCAGCUGGCAGCUGGUGGAUGCCCAGGGCAGGCUCCGUCCCCAGGAUCGUUCUGUUGCCCAUAAGUCACCCAGCGCUCCAGUCACAUGGCGGCGGGGGAAGCUCCUGGGCCAGGGGGCAUUUGGACGGGUCUACCUGUGUUACGAUGUGGAUACUGGGAGAGAGCUGGCUGCCAAGCAGGUCCAGUUUGAUCCUGACAGCCCUGAGACAAGCAAGGAGGUUAGUGCUCUGGAGUGUGAAAUCCAGCUGCUGAAAAACCUGCAUCACGAGCGCAUUGUUCAGUACUACGGCUGUCUGAGGGAUCUCAAUGAGAAGACCCUCACUAUCUUCAUGGAGUACAUGCCGGGGGGUUCAGUCAAAGACCAGCUGAAGGCAUACGGGGCCCUGACGGAAAAUGUGACCCGGAAGUACACGAGACAGAUCCUGGAGGGGAUGUCCUAUCUGCACAGCAACAUGAUCGUACACAGGGACAUUAAAGGUGCCAACAUCCUGCGGGAUUCAGUGGGCAAUGUGAAGCUUGGAGAUUUUGGCGCCAGCAAGAGGCUUCAGACCAUCUGCAUCUCUGGCACCGGCAUCCGCACAGUGACCGGCACCCCCUACUGGAUGAGUCCGGAGGUGAUCAGUGGAGAAGGCUACGGCAGGAAGGCUGAUGUCUGGAGCCUUGGUUGUACAGUGGUGGAGAUGCUGACAGAAAAGCCUCCAUGGGCUGAAUAUGAGGCCAUGGCCGCCAUAUUCAAGAUCGCGACCCAGCCCACCAACCCAAUUCUACCCUCGAACACCUCCGACCAUGCACGGGACUUCAUCCGCUGCAUUUUCGUGGAGGCCAAACACAGGCCGAGCGCUGAGGAGCUGCUCAGACAUCCGUUCUCUCAGAUUCUGUGCUGAAACCCGCCUGGUUCCUGAACUUUCUUACCAUGAAGUGGCACGGCACCCUGGGCAGAAUCUGCAGCUUCCUCGAAAUCAAACCGUGACAGGAGUCCAGACCUGGAACAGUGUGAAACCCAUUGAGCCUCUGCCAUGGCAGGUGCUUCAAAGACGAAUCCGUGUUCACUCACACUGAUCCAAAGUAGAGACACAGAGAGCCAGACUGUCAAACAUUGGUGCCUUUAAAACCAAUGUAAGUACAAAAGUCACCACCAGGGGGAAACAGAACACAGAUGAAGUAUCACUCAGAUACACACACUCCAAUUGCAGCAUCACUGAGUCUCAGCGCCUGAUAAAGUAUCCUCCCCUGUGUUUACCUUUCGCCCCCCUAGUGCACUACAGUGUUAAUUGGAAAGGUUUUUACAACUUUGGCAAAUUGCAGCUACUUCCGGUUUCUGUUCCUGCUCUGGAACAAAGAAAACUCCACCUUCAGAGUUAGAACUCCGUUUCAAUUUCUGGCUACGAAUUGGUGGUGAAAAAACAAUAGAUGUGAAGUGAUAUCACAGGCAAAAUCAUUUUCAGCUGUUGAAAACCUCUGAAGUCAAUAAGCUAUGUCAUGUUUUGGUUUGAGCCCCUCAGAUGACCGAGGAUGUGUCUUAGCAAUCACAAAUUCAUGACGAGAGAUAAAUACACAAUUGCAUCCACUGCCUUAAAGCUCCAAAGACCACGAUGCACUGCAGCUCCUCGCUCCAGUCAAAAGGAGAGAGAGACGCAAGAGAUUUCACUCUUAAUCUUUCUGCACGGAAAACAAAUAGUCACUGUCAUUAUUGCAGUCUUUAUCCAUACGGAGCCUUCAAAAAUCUGAAUCCGAUCCAAAAUUGAAUGUGUUCUUCCUUGGGUCAUUCCCCAUCCCUCUAAAAAUGUAAUGGAAAUAGCUUCAGUAAUUUUUGUAUAAUCCUGCGAAAUAUAAGCUCCAUGGUUAAGGUAAUUACGAAAAUCAGUGCACUUCAGUACAGACUAAAAAUGUGGAUGCAAUCAUCAUAUACAACAUGAGGACGACAUGUAACUGAAAGAGGAGCUGAGUUUGGAUUUUCUUCUUAAAGUGACUCGUCUGUGGUUCUACCUCUUGCCUCAGUGUGACUUCUCCUUCCAGCUGCCUUCUUCCUCUCGCAGCUCUUCAGUAUCACAGUUGUUCUGAGCCUACUAUGUGCCAAAAAGGGACGGAACAGGGUUCAUGGUCUGAACUUGGUAUCAGUCAGCAGACGGUGCUUUUCAUGUUCAGAGGAAAUACAAAGUAAAAGCCUUAAUGUGGGACUUCCUUUGCUGAGGAUCAUCAUGUCCAUGUGUGUCCGGCCCAAACAUCCUUGACAGAGAAGCCUUAGCUUAAUGAUCAAUUUUCAAUCAGAUGCACUUUUAUGUCAAAUGAAUGUUUGUUUUUGUUUUUUUUGUUCUCGUUACCAAAUUUGACUUAAAAUGUGAAAAUUGUUUCACUUUUAUUUAUAUCCCCACGUCCAUUCCAAUUAGAUUUUAUAAGCAAAUAUAUAUGUAUAAAUAUAUUUUUUAUAAUUAGUCUGUGUCAAAGUUAAUGAUACUUUCAAGACAUAGUUUCGUUCAAUUGUAGGAAGCAGCUGGUUUUGCGGACAUUACAGAAAUGGGGUUUAUAAAUGAAAAAUGGGUGGAAAACGAGCUCUGGCUGCACGCUUCUUGUUCCAGCUCCAAGAAAAAAAUUCUUUCCACACAUCCAAAGAUAUUCAUUAAAAUGAUUACCUGACAGGUUAUGGAAACUUUCCAUCAUUUAGCUGUUGUACCUUCUAACAAUGACGAGGUCUCAUGAAUAAAACCUUUCAAAAGGCUUAAUUUACAAAAGAAGCUCCAGGGAAAUCUUUUCAUCUGAUCUGUGUAAUUAAAAUUAAAUUGUAAGGUGUGUGAGAGACAGAGACGAGCAGGAUCGGAGCCAGUGCCGGAUGUCAGAGUUCGUUGUUCAAACCAAAAGACGACUUUGUUUAUCCCAGGGUUCAGACAAAAAGUAUUAGAUGGUUUUCGGGGCUGCUGCCUUAACAUGAAGAUGCUUCUACAGGAUAAAGGCAGCUCGAGUAAAUUCAGUGUUGAAGAAGACAAAAGACCCUGGGAUAAUCAAAGGAAUACAAACUAGUUAUAUAUAUAUAUAUCUAUAUAUGUAAAUGUAUGAUUAUGUAUCAUGACAGGACUUGCAGUGCAAAGUCUAAUGUAUCAAAUUUAUUUUACAGCAAGAAAAGAAUAGUAUCUUUAAUGACAUGUAUGUAUAAAUAUACAUAUGUAUAUGUAUUUGUCAUGGCCUCUCUACAAAACAAAUAAAGAUUUUUUUUAAA
Messenger RNA from Limanda limanda (common dab), 5518 nucleotides. It is a transcript of the gene map3k3, whose product is annotated as mitogen-activated protein kinase kinase kinase 3. Gene Ontology annotation, biological process: protein phosphorylation. Gene Ontology annotation, molecular function: protein binding; protein kinase activity; ATP binding. The record is from RefSeq and is a predicted model, not a curated record. Lineage: Eukaryota; Metazoa; Chordata; Actinopteri; Pleuronectiformes; Pleuronectidae.